AUGAACAAGCUGCGGAUCAGAGAGGCGGGGGCGCUUCCCCAGGAUGACGCCUACAUCGUGGAGGUGUUCGAUUCGACGCUACCGUACCUCGAAGCGAUGGGCAGCCACGGCAUGUGGGGAUCCCGGCCCUUCAGCGAAAAGGAGGGGUUUCGCGAGCAAACGGCGAGGGACGUUCGAGCGUCGGAGAGGUAUCGGGCAAGGGGCGAGGGGGAGGCGUUACGGAUCUUCAUCGCGGACGCCGAGGUCCAGCCGUCUUCGGCGGCGCCUCUCCUUAUCCCGAGCGGCGGCGACGACGAGCCGAGGCGGCACGCCGGUCUCCGGUACUGGACGGGCGACGACGGGGCGCUCUUGCUCUCGGUCGGGGCGGUGUUCGUCCGCGACAACUGGCUCCCCGGGCAUGUCAAGUCGCAGUUUCACGUGGACGCCAUCCGUGCCGAGCUGGAAGGGAAAGAGGGCUUCGUGUAUCUAGACGUGUUGGUCACGGAUUUCAGAACGGGACAUGAGCGCCAGGGGGCCGGGGAGGCGCUUGUGAAGCAAGCCAGGGAUUACGGGCUCGAGAGGGGGGCGAAGACGCUCUACCUCGAUGCGUGGGCGGGAAACGGGAGGAAAUUGGUCGAGUUCUACAGAAAGCUGGGGUUCAGCAUCGUCGCCGACUUUGAGAUGAAGCGGGCGAAUGGCACCAUAUGGCCGGGCACCCUCAUGCGAGUCGGGCUUGAAGGCUCGGAGAGGAACGAGGGACAGUGA
Molecule: messenger RNA, 744 nt
Organism: Colletotrichum graminicola M1.001
Lineage: Eukaryota; Fungi; Ascomycota; Sordariomycetes; Glomerellales; Glomerellaceae
Product: acetyltransferase
Exons: 2
Coding region: 1-744 (247 amino acids)
Molecular function (GO): acyltransferase activity, transferring groups other than amino-acyl groups
Source: RefSeq, a predicted model, not a curated record